Molecule: messenger RNA, 3328 nt
Organism: Durio zibethinus
Lineage: Eukaryota; Viridiplantae; Streptophyta; Magnoliopsida; Malvales; Malvaceae
Product: U-box domain-containing protein 33-like
Biological process (GO): protein ubiquitination; protein phosphorylation
Molecular function (GO): protein kinase activity; ubiquitin-protein transferase activity; ATP binding
Source: RefSeq, a predicted model, not a curated record
UCUCUCUCUCUCUCUCUCUCUCUAAUCGAGUCAACAGAAAAGUCAAGCCUCCUGCCUCCUUUCGCAGAAACUGUAACCCAGAAAAAAAGAAUCUUUUAAUUCCAAUUUCCAUCCAUAAAAUUGAAAAAAGAUCUCACUUCUUUUCAUCUCAAUUGCGAAACAUUGUCAUGAAAAGACCCCUUUGAGGAUAAAAAAAAACCAGUGAACUUCUCUUCUCUCCCAAACUAAAUGGAGCUCCUAAACCCGGCCCACCUGCCUCACCAGGACCCGACGCGAGAACCCAUUUCAGGGUUCAGUUUCAGUCGUGAAGUUGACCGUCCGGCGAGUACCCGGUUGUCGGAAAUAGCAGAGGAAGCUGGUGGAGGUGGCGCUGGGGAAAAAGAUAAAGUUUUUGUAGCAGUGGGAAAGUCGGCCGAGAAAGCGGUUAAUUUGAUACUUUGGACAUUGGGGCGGUUUGGUGGUAAAGAUAUUUGUUUGCUUCACGUUCACCAGCCCUCUCCACUGAUCCCCACUUUAUUGGGGAAACUACCAGCAAGUCAAGCCAAUGAUGAAGUUGUUUCUGCUUAUAGAAGGAAGGAGAAGGAAGAAUUGAAGAAGCGUUUAGAAAAUUACUUGAGUGUUUGCAGAAAAUUAAAGGUGAAGACAAGCAUUAUCACCAUUGAAGCUGACCAGGUUCAUAAGGGAAUUUUAGAACUGGUUAAGAGACACAGUAUUAGGAACCUUGUUAUGGGUGCCACACCAGAAAAUUGCAGGAUGAUGAAAAAGAGCUCCAGCAAAUCAAGUUAUGUUGCUAGAAAUGCUCCCUGCUUCUGUGAUAUAUGGUUUAUCAACAAAGGGAAACUUGUGCGGACAAGGGAAGCCUCUGAAGACCCAGGUUCUUUGCCAUUAGUUGUUCAAGCCACUACUACUGCACAAAUGCUGGCUAACUCACUGCCACGUAGUAAGGUUGACUCUUUAGUCCACCCAGAAAAUCUUCAUUCUAAAUCUGCUCAAAGUAUAACCUUUGCCGGAACUACCCCAUUGACUGAGAGUGAACCAGAUCAUAUGGAUGUGUCCCUGACACCCACAUUAUCUAGUUUUGCCACUAGAUAUUCCCCCCACUACUAUCGGAUUUUCUCUAGCCCAAGUUGUACUUCUGGCUCCGAAAGUGCUUCUUCUGAAAUGACAUUGUCUUUAGAUUCUUAUUCAAAGUAUGAGGAGGAAAGUCUAUGCAGUCGGCUCAGAGAAGCAAGUAUGGAAGCUGAGGCAUCAAGGAAUGAAGCAUUAGCAGAGUCACUGAAAUGCCAAAAAUUGGAAUCAGAAGCUAUUGAAGCUAUCAACAAGCUCAAAGAUUUUGAAUCUGCCCAUGUUCAUGAAGUUAUACUUAGAAAACAAGCUGAGGAAGCCCUUAGAACUACCAUGCAAGGACAAGAAAAGCUCAUAAAAGAAAAAGAAGAAGUAACAAGAGAGCUACAGAAGACCAUGAGAAAUGUUGCUCUACUAAACAGUCGUGCUCAAGAAGCAAAUUGUAGGCAUGAUGAAGCUGAUGGAGAAUUGAAACUUAUCAAAGCAUCCAUUGCAACUUUACGACAGGAAAAGCAGAGAAUCAGACAGCAAAAACUGGAAGCUGUUCGCUGGUUAGAACGUUGGAGAAGUCGUGGGGAAGCUGGAGCUGCUACUUGUAAUGGUUUCAUUGGGCUUGUCGAAGAUUUGCCUGAGUUAGCUGUAUUUUCAUUGGCAGAUGUCGAAGCUGCAACAUGCAAUUUUUCUGAGAGCUUCAAAAUUGGAAUGGGAGGACAUGGUUGUGUUUACAAGGGGGAAAUGCUGGGUCGAACUGUUGCUAUAAAAAAGCUGUAUCCACAUAACAUGCAAGGGCAAUCAGAGUUUCGGCAGGAGGCUCAAGUUCUCAGCAAAUUACAACAUCCUCAUCUGGUGACUUUGCUUGGUGUAUGCCCUGAAGCCUGGUCCCUAGUAUACGAAUACUUACCCAAAGGAAGUCUCCAAGAUCGGCUUUUCAAGAAAACAAGUGUUUCUCCCCUGACAUGGGAGACCCGAGCUCGGAUAGUAGCUGAAAUCUCUAGUGCUCUUUGCUUUUUGCACUGUAACAAACCUGAAAAAAUUGUCCAUGGCGAUUUGAAACCUGAAAACAUUCUUCUUGAUUCAGAAUUAAGCUGCAAGAUAUGUGAUUUUGGUAUCUCAAGGCUGGUAACUGAGGAUACUCUAUAUUGCCCAAGUUUCCGACGUAGUAGUGAGCCAAAGGGUGCUUUUCCAUAUUCAGAUCCAGAGUUUCAUAGGAUUGGAGUCCUGACUCCCAAGUCUGAUAUUUAUGCCUUUGGGUUGAUCAUUCUACAGAUACUCACUGGGAGGCCACCAGUUGGGUUAGCAGGUGAGGUGCGGAAAGCUGUGUCAUGUGGUAAAUUAGCAUCAAUUCUGGAUACAUCAGCUGGAGAAUGGCCUACGUUUGUGGCAAGGCGUUUGGUGGAUCUAGGGCUGCAAUGCUGUGAGUUGUAUGGUAGGGAUCGGCCUGAUCUAAGACCAUCUCUGGUGAGGGAACUGGGGCAGUUGCAUAUCUCUGAGGAGCGGCCAGUGCCAUCUUUCUUUUUGUGCCCGAUCCUUCAGGAAAUAAUGCAUGACCCUCAAGUGGCAGCAGAUGGAUUCACAUAUGAAGGAGAAGCCAUACGUGGCUGGUUGGAAAAUGGCCGUGAAACUUCACCCAUGACCAAUUUGAAAUUGAGUCACUUGCAUCUUACUCCUAACCACGCAUUACGUCAGGCAAUUCAAGACUGGCUUUGCAAAGCUUGAAUUCUCUCUAUUCCGUGCAUGCAUGUAGCCUAUGUUAUAAGUGUAUAUAGUAGCAUCCUAGCUUCACCAUUGUAGAUUAUGCAACGAUUGGGGAUUGGUCACACUGAUUUCUUUGCCAUCAAGUUAGGCUUCAUGCAUCAUGGUUGUGUACCCAAGUAACCCAACCAAAAACAUAGGCAUUGACCAAAUCAGAAUGAGGGUGUCAUAUAGUGUGCAAGAAACGGAUUCUAAGAAUCUUUGUUUGGCAUGGACAGACAAGCACUUGGAAGUCACAGGGUGUUGGUAUACUAUAAUGUGCAGUCAUCAAUGAUAGAAAAUUCAUUUGUUUUACCUUGUACAAUGAUCAAUAUAACUAUAAAAAUUAAAGUUUGAGGUUGUUUAUGGCUUUGUAAACUAUUGGAGGAAAGGAUGCUGAUUUAGAUGUAUCAAUCAUAUAUGUUCAUAUGUUGUAAGUCACUAGUAUUUUGAAGGACAAUCAGAAACCUUGUAUCUGAUUGUGUGCAUUUUAUCUCUACGCUAUUCCAGACAUUUUGUGAAGUUGAUUGUU